AUGGCCACCUCUUCAGGGCAGCCCUCCUUGAUCCCUGAUCAUCCUGAUGAGAACUUUGAGCAGGACCUGAAGGCUGCUGUGAUGGAGGACAUAGCCCUGGCACGGUGCCCGGCACGCUAUUAUCAGCAGCGUCCUUGUCACAGUGGCCGCGCCGUGACCAGAUGUCCCAGGGCCUGUUGGAUUCCCGGCAGUCCUCGUCCUCCGGAAUUUUCCCAGAAUCACCUCCUGUCCACGCUCAGGAUCAGAGGUAGCCUCAGAGAGGAAAUGGAUUUGACUGGAGCCACGGCCCCCUCGACUGUGUCUACUCUGCCCACGCCCCCACUCCCAGCUUUUUGCUGCCACCAGGGCUUCCAGAACAUGCCCCCGAGCUCUGACUACAGUCCUUACAUUGUCCUGGUCCAGGGAGGCCCCGUGUACGGGGACCAGAGGAUGGGUGGGCAGAAAUCCAUCUGCCUGAGGAUGGAGGUUCACGGGCCAGGAGGUCCUCCCCUCAGGGUCCCCGGCCGGGUCCUUGUGGGCUUACUGGGUGACAGUCCUUCCUCUUGCUGGGUCCCCUGCUGGGGGGUGAUGCUGCUGGUUACAGACCAGGACACUGUCCCCAAAGGGGCCCGGAAGGCACCACGGGCCUCUCGACAAGGUGUCAAAUACAAGCCCAUCCCCACAGACCCCCGGGAGACCCCCAACAUCCAGGGGAGUCAGGGGACCUUCAAGGUAUCUCAGACCGCAGGGGAGGCUGGGAAAGGGGAGAAGGAGAAGAUCGUGACCCCGAAUGUCAGGGCAGGGAGGGGAGCUGCCUUGGUCAUGGCUGUGCCCCAGGUACAGGGCAGGCACACAGUGGGCCUUGAAGGCCCGGGGCAUGCUGCCAACUGCUCCAUGUGGACGGUCCUGCUGGCCUCCGAGGAGACCUGUGAGGCCGGGGACAUUGUCAUGCCCACUCUAGAGGGGUCCUAUCACUGUCCCCUGCCCACCCCCACCCCCAGAGGUCCUGAGGUCCCUACCUAUGCCAUCAACACCCAUUCGGUCCUCUAUAACGCCAUUGUAAUCAGUUCACAGGACACUGCCUGCCAGGAAAAGUUCCCAGACAAGGGAGUGGGUCUCUUGGUGGGAGACUUCUACUUCAGUUAA
Molecule: messenger RNA, 1125 nt
Organism: Rangifer tarandus platyrhynchus (Svalbard reindeer)
Lineage: Eukaryota; Metazoa; Chordata; Mammalia; Artiodactyla; Cervidae
Source: the annotation of a GenBank genome assembly